AUGGCGUCUCAUGCGCCCUCUACAUGCUGCACCAUCGGCAGUCUUCAUGAGGGAACUCACCAAGGAAAUCUGAUCCAGAUCGAUGGCAACACAGACGCGUACUUAGCCAUUCCAACGACUGGAGAAAAGCCGAAACGAGCUGUACUGUAUAUCCCGGAUAUCAUUGGUAUUUGGCAAAAUAGCAAGUUGAUGGCCGAUGCAUUUUCUCAAAGAGGAUAUGUGUGCCUAGUACUUGACAUAUUCAACGGUGACCCGGCACCGUUGAAUAUGCCCAAAGACUUCGAUAUCAUGAAGUGGCUCAAUGAAGGAUCGAACGGAAGUAACCCACACACCCCGGAUGCGAUCGACCCAAUAGUACUUUCCGGAAUACGGUAUCUAAAAGGCAUGGGUAUUGAGAAGAUCGCGGCGGCUGGGUAUUGCCUCGGUGCUAAGUACGUCGUUCGUCAUUACAAAAGCGGAGUACAAUGCGGCUUCGCAGCUCACCCGUCAUUCGUUGAGUCCGAGGAGCUAUCUGCGAUCACUGGGCCGUUGGCGAUUGCUGCUGCUGAACUCGACGACAUCUUCCCUGCCGAAAAGAGACAUGAAAGUGAGAGGAUACUAACAGUCUCUGGACAAGACUAUCAGAUCAAUAUGUUUUCUGGGGUCGCACAUGGCUUUGCUGUUCGCGGUGACUUGAAGGAUGAAAGGCAACGGUUUGCGAAGGAGCAGGCUUUCCACCAAGCGAUAGCCUGGUUUGAUCGGUACCUGGGACCUGAGUGA
Molecule: messenger RNA, 759 nt
Organism: Colletotrichum karsti
Lineage: Eukaryota; Fungi; Ascomycota; Sordariomycetes; Glomerellales; Glomerellaceae
Product: dienelactone hydrolase
Exons: 3
Coding region: 1-759 (252 amino acids)
Molecular function (GO): hydrolase activity
Source: RefSeq, a predicted model, not a curated record